This is a messenger RNA of Drosophila eugracilis, 1984 nucleotides long. It is a transcript of the gene AsnRS, whose product is annotated as asparagine--tRNA ligase, cytoplasmic. Gene Ontology annotation, biological process: asparaginyl-tRNA aminoacylation. Gene Ontology annotation, molecular function: asparagine-tRNA ligase activity; ATP binding; nucleic acid binding. Gene Ontology annotation, cellular component: cytoplasm. Lineage: Eukaryota; Metazoa; Arthropoda; Insecta; Diptera; Drosophilidae. The record is from RefSeq and is a predicted model, not a curated record.
GAGUAUAAAUAGUGACAAAAAUAGUAGUCGAGUAUCCGGCGAGGAGUAUCGUUUUCGCAAAGUAGCUGAUGCAAUUUGUGUGCAUAUUUACGAGAUUUAAGGUCAGUUCUGAGUAAUAUCUUAGUCACAAAGCAAUCAAGAUGCCUGCGGAACAGUUGGCUGAGUUAACAUUGGGUGCUAUCUUCACGUCCGAGAAGAAGGGAAGCGAUGAGUCGGGCGAAGGCAGUGAAUCCAAACCCUUUAAAACCAUCUUACAGGCCAUGCGUCAUGCUGGUAAGGAACCUUUUCCCACUAUUUACGUCGACGCCAAGGACCCCAAUGCACCGGAGCCCUUCGAACCCGCUGCAAAGUCCCAAUUGAAGAAGAUCCAAAAACUGUUUGUCAGGGAGUCUCACAAGAACGCUGAGAAACAGCAGCGUGAGGCGGAUGAUGCUGAGAAACGCCAGCAGAACCUGGAGGAGGCACGCAAGGUAAAGAUCUCGGAAGAUUCCAGCUUGCCGACGGCCCGCAAAAUUCGUAUCCUUGAGGGUACCGCCAACAGGGACUCGCGUGUCAAGAUUUACGGUUGGGUGCAUCGCCUUCGACGACAGGGCAAAUCCUUGAUCUUUAUCACCCUUCGCGAUGGUACUGGUUUCCUGCAGUGCGUACUUAACGAUCAACUGUGCCAGACCUAUGAUGCCCUUACCCUGAGCACGGAGAGCUCUGUUGUUCUGUUUGGUACACUUAAAUUAGUGCCCGAGGGAAAGACCGCUCCUGGAGGCCAUGAACUCAAUGUGGAUUACUGGGAACUGAUUGGCUUGGCUCCGCCUGGUGGAGCUGAUGCCAUUCUCAACGAAGAAGCCCAGCCAGAUGUGCAGCUGGAUAACCGGCAUAUCAUGAUCCGUGGCGAGAACACCUCAAAGGUGCUCAAGAUGCGAGCCGUUGUGACGCAAGCUUUCCGUGCUCAUUAUGAGGAACGUGGCUACAACGAGGUGACGCCCCCGACUCUGGUACAGACCCAGGUGGAAGGAGGCUCCACGCUCUUCAAGCUGCAGUACUUUGGCGAGGAGGCCUAUCUCACCCAGAGUUCACAAUUGUAUUUGGAAACUUGCCUUCCCGCUUUGGGCGACGUUUUUACCAUUUCCCAGAGCUAUCGCGCGGAGCAGAGCCGCACACGUCGGCAUUUGGCUGAAUAUUCACAUGUGGAAGCUGAGUGUCCGUUCAUCACUUUCGAUGACCUACUGGAUCGUCUGGAGGAUCUGGUCUGCGAUGUGGUGGAUCGUGUUUUAAAGUCUCCCUGGGGCUAUUUAGUUAAAGAGCUAAACCCUGACUUCAAGCCACCGCAAAAACCAUUCCGUCGAAUGAACUACGAGGAUGCCAUUAAAUGGCUGAAGGAGAACAACGUUACCAAGGACGAUGGCUCCUUUUACGAGUUCGGCGAAGAUAUUCCCGAGGCUCCAGAGCGCAAGAUGACCGAUACCAUUAACGAGCCCAUUAUGCUGUGCCGUUUCCCGGCUGAGAUCAAGUCCUUCUAUAUGCAGCGCUGCAAGGAAGAUCAGCGUUUAACAGAGAGCGUCGACGUUCUGCUUCCAAAUGUGGGCGAAAUUGUCGGUGGUUCGAUGAGGAUCUACGACAGUGAGGAGUUGCUCAAGGGCUAUGCCCGCGAGGGCAUUGAUCCUAAGCCUUACUACUGGUACACGGACCAGCGCAUCUACGGAACUUUGCCCCAUGGCGGCUAUGGAUUGGGACUGGAGCGCUUCCUGUGCUGGCUACUUAACCGAUACCACAUCCGAGAGGUCUGCUUAUAUCCCCGCUUCCUCGACAGAUGCAAGCCCUAAGCAGUGGGAGAGACUUUCUUCCACCUGCCAGCAUUUAGAACAGAAACACCUUUCAACGCUUAUUCUUAGCUUCUGCUAUUAAAAAUGAAAUUUAUUACAAUUAUCUGUAUAACUAUCCAAGAAUAAAGGCCGCGCCUACGCUUCAUUCAAAUGAAUAAGCUUGGAAA